AAAUCCAAAACGAAUACAACAACAGCAGGUGAAGCAAUCGUGUUACCUGCACCUCGGGGUUACUCAGCAGUUUUUUUUUUUUUUGUUUUAGCCACAAAGUAACAUUCAUAUUCGUAAUGCGUGGCCCACGGGGCUUGUUUUGCUCCCAUCUCUGUAUCUCUGGGUCGCUAUUUCGGCAGACUUCGAGUCUUCAAUCUUUCGCUAGCUGUGUUCGUCGACGGUUGGGUCUAUUGACAAUCAUGGACAACUGCAAGCCAUUUGUGGGAGGCUGGAAAACUAAACUAAAAUGUGUGAAGUUUCUAAUGUUGUUACUAGUAUGUGCUCAGUGGGAGGCAAAGAAUUGUGCUUCAGCCUCAUAUGCACCUGGCACCGUACUGGACAUCCAACUGGGAGAUGUGGUGAUUGAGCAAUUCAGCUAUAUACCAACGCGCGGAGGCUACGAGUUUGGUUACACUUUACCCAAUGGCACACAUCGCGAUGAGGUGGGAGAGUUGCUUCAUGACAGAUCAGCCAAUGAGGACGUGCAAAAUGCAAAUAACUUUGAUCGCAAUGCUCGACCCUCGCGUCGUCCGGGCCUUAAAAAUCGUAAACUCUCACCAAAAUCCCUUUCUUCGUUGGCUGGUUGAUCCUCAGUUUAAUCGAUUGUACUAUAACAUAUUUAAAGACAUUUACUGGAAAUCCUCGAAUUUUGCUUAACGCCUCAACCUAAUAGGAAUGAACGUAUGCUAAGUAUAGGUUAAGAUUUUAUGUUAUACCAUUUCAAAAUGAUUUAAUAAUGUUACUCAACAAUAAAUACCAUCA
This is a messenger RNA of Drosophila sulfurigaster albostrigata, 801 nucleotides long. RefSeq lists its product as uncharacterized. NCBI's taxonomy places the organism in Eukaryota, Metazoa, Arthropoda, Insecta, Diptera, Drosophilidae. The transcript has 2 exons. The coding region runs from base 117 to 626 and encodes 169 amino acids. The record is from RefSeq and is a predicted model, not a curated record.